GGCCGAUAGUGCUGCGGAGAGUAGACGGAGCUGACAGACUGGUCCUCUUUACUGAAAGUAGAAUGGCCCAGAACGGAACAACAGAGAAUGGAGUGGCCGACGACAUGCCUUUCCCCCAGCCUGUCAAAGUCCAGGACAUCAGGCACACCAAGGUGAGGCGCACGUGGAGAGGUUUGAAGUCCUUGACAGUACAGGUUUUACUUUUAAUGUGUGUUACUGUAACUUGAGCUCUCGUGGUAGUAAAGCCCCUAAAUGUCUCACCCUCCACAGAUUUUUAUCGACAAUGAUUGGCACACAUCCAGCAGAGGAAGGACGUUUCCAACUUUCAACCCAGCAACAGGUGUCAAAAUCUGUGAUGUGGAAGAGGCAGACAAAGUAAGAGUGCUGCUGCCUUCACGUUCAUUUAACAAGAAAAUUAAAAAAUAAAUAAAUAAAUACAUUCAACUUAGAAGUACGAUUUUGUUAGUAGCCUAUAGUACAUUUGAGCAGUUUUAGUGAAAUAAGUCUUUAUUGUUCUACAAUAGAUGGGCCUAAAUAAAGAAAUAAAUAAUCAGGGUAAGUUUUGCGCUUAGUAACACAGCAUCUGUAGGGUAGACUGCUAAACUCCUGUUUACUUCACGGUAAUAUCAAUUUAUGAUAAAUAGAGGUAGGUCCAAAAUUUAGUAGGCUAUUUUACUCUUCUCUGUGUAGGAUAUCUGCUGAACUAGACUCACAUUCUGACUGGUAAACUGUAUGUAGUGAUAUUCUUGUCCUAACAUUGCUCACCCUCCCUCUGCGUCAUGUCUCGGCGCAGGAGGACGUGGAUAAGGCGGUGAAGGCAGCGAAGUUGGCCGGGAAGAGAGGCUCACCAUGGCGAAGGAUGGACGCGUCCAGCCGGGGGAGGCUGCUGCACAAACUGGCCGACCUGAUGGAGAGGGACCGGCUGCUACUGGCAGUGAGUUCACCUUUCUAUACCGUCUUUAAAAAGGCUACAUAAUCUACAUUAAUACAUUUAAUCCUUACAAAAACCCAGCAGGUCCUUUGGCCUCAAGUCAAGUCAAGUCAGUAACAUUAGAUUUAACACAGGCGUCAUUCACGUAGGUAGGCCAGGUAUAUUUGCUAAAUAUUAUUCAUCAGAAAAUAUUAACAUUGAAACGUGGAAAAAAUCCCUCUAUAAGUAAUGCACAUUAUUGGAUAACUCAUUAAAGUAUGGAGAAACCUGCUUACUUUGAACUCUUAACUGAAGUGAUUGGAUAUUUUUGCAGCAUGAUUUGUCAGUAUUACUCUUUGUGUAUUUGUGUACACAGAAGUUAUUGCUGUAGGUAUUCAUCAAAAUACACCACUACAAGCCAAGUAUAAGGGCUUCAUUGACUGUGAGGAAUAAAAGUGGAUGAGUGGGCAUCAAGUAGAAAUUAGUAAGUUUCUUAAAACAAAUCGCAGUACUUAUUUCAAGGAUUUGUGCUUAGAGCUAUCAGGUCUAUGUGGCUUACAGGGUAUUUUGCAAAAAGUUUUUUUUUUUCUGAUGUGGACAUUGUCCAAUCAGCUGACUGCCAUGCAGUUUACAAACAUGUAUGUUUUAUAUAUAUAUUUUUUCACAAAAUUUGUUUUUUAAUCCACAUAAAAUACUCUAGUAAAAUAACUCAAAAAGUACAAGUGCACAUAAAAGUAAUAUGUUACAGUAAUGUGAGUGAACGUCAUCAUUUAUUUUCCACUGCUCAAUGAACAAUUAUUAUAAAAAAAUGGAGAAAGUAGUACAGGAAAACAGUAUAAAAUGUCUACAUGUUUGAUAAGCGAUAAAACUCACUGCAUUGGCAGAUAUUUUUACUCAUCCCAAACUAUUUAGGACUUAUUUUGAACCCAUAGUAUCUUUAAAUAAGAUCUGCUGUAAAGUCGGUUGUGAAAUCUUAUUGUGAUGAUAUGUUUUGAUCAGAAGUAAAGCACACUUUCUGAGACCAGAGUUUUUGCAGCAAUGUUCUUUGUACACUAAUAAGGAUAAACAAGAUCAAAUAUAAUAACCUUGUCAGCAGUCAUGCUGGUCAUUUCUGAUGACUUCUUUACUGAGAAAAGUGCAUUUUAGUUUAACCUAAAUAGUAAGGGUGUAAAUGUAGUAAGCUUUAUCACAAAACUUCAUUCAUGAGACUGAUGUAAGUAAAAAUAAAAUGAAACCAACCCCUUCACUUUCAGCCAAGUAGUGAUAAGACUUCAUAAGUGAUGUAAGAAGAUCUAAUCUGGCCAGCAUGAAGCAAAAACUGUUAACCAUCUCCAUAUUCAGCAAAUGAAAGGCUCAGAUCAACCAAGCAGCAGGCUGAGGGUUAGAGUUUCUCAGUUAUGGAUUUCCAGAUGUUGAAAAAUAGUUUAAUCAUCACGACCCACUUUUGUUUUUGUGCUUCAUUACAUGUGAAAGUGCUGCAUUAAAAUCUUCCUCAAGUUAAAGAGCAGUAGAAUAACUCAUCAAAUGUUUAUUAGAGGUUGGUGUUAGUGUGCCCACAGUGCUUCGGUGCUUUGUCGACCUUUUUUGUCAUUUUUUGUUGAGUCUUGUCUGAUAUAAACCCAGUGUCACAUUCAGACCAAAACUAGGCUGAUGAUUUCUUGUUUACUCCUCGGUGGUUCAGAUUUGUGGGAUUUUCCUGCAGCUGAAACACAUCCAUGUGCUGUGAUGAUACAGACUUAUUCAUAUCAGGGAUUGGCUAGUGCUGCUGCCUGACAUCAUGGCACUGUGACUCCACCCCGGCCUCUCUUUGUCUUUGUAGUGAUUGCUGGAUGUUAAGUUCAGACUUUUCUUGGACUGAAUUCUCUGUUUUUACUCUGUGUAGCUGCCAGCUCGCAUUAGGACUUCGAUCUGUAAAUGAGCCCUCACAGAUGUGAGUAAUAGAAGCAGAUUGCAUGUGACUGCUAAUUGCAAACAUGCUCUGGAGUGGUAGUGUGCAGGGUAUGGCUAAUUACACUAAACUCCCAGCUCUUUUGGGGGAAAUAAGGACCAGAUUCAGAGCACUUAAAUGUACAGCAAAGCUGCGUGGUGGUUUCAGUAUCUGCUCAAGCUGUGGCGCGUCACUGUGGCUUAUUUUCUUUCAAUAAGUAACUCCAGUACACAUGCUAAAGAUGUAGUGAAGGGGCAGUGUGCACAGCAGAGUGUGGCCUCAUGCUGGGCUCAUUGUCUUGUAUUAAUCUGCACAUUGUAUAUAACAGUGGACCACUGUGGCUGCUCCACCCCUGGCUCCACAGAGAAACUAUUCUGCCAGCUGUUUCAGCCUCAUAUAACUGGCUGCCUUUGUUCAGCCCCAGAUUAAUUCAACAUCAUUACAGUAAUUGUUGUUAUAAUAUCUGGAACCAAUAAGUAUAACAUCAUAUUAAAUUCCUGGUAUGUUGUUCAUCAGAGAAAUAAAACAGUAAGUAGAUGGGCAGGAGUUACUUUCUGUCAAAAAAAAUGUUAUUUUUGAAAACUUCACUUUUAAACGGCGGAUAGAGACACCAAUCUGACACCACUGUGUCAGUGUGUUAAUAAUCAAGGGUGUUUGCUUGUAAGUCUGUUUAAGUUAUCGGCUUUGCUGUGUUUUAUGUAGAGCCCAGCCCAGAUUAGCACUUUGUCAAACACUCAAAUGACAAAGAAAUUUCUCAUUUAACCUUUAUUAAGUUAAAGAAAAACAGAUUUAUUUACAGUCGCCAUGUAAUUCAGUAAAGCGCAUGUUAAUAAUACAUUACCAUCUAUGUUACUGGACUGUGUUGUUUGCUGUCAUCUUUCUUGGUGGCAUGAGAAAACAGAUCCAAACUUGUGGUGCAGAGAAGGUAGUAGGCUUUUUGAUUCUUAGUAUCAGGGUUGAUACUGAUUUAAAUUUCUUUAAAUUACAAUGUACACCAAAUACCAAAUCCAGUAAAUAACCUGUCACAUAUCCACCGCCCCGAUAGAGUGUAGACAUGGUGUUGGUGAGGGAUGGAUGCUGGAUGAGCUGAGGAUCUGGGCUUGACCACUGUUGAGGGGACUGAGAUGAAGGGCCAUCGAAGCAGUCAGACUAAAACAAUGACUGAAAGAAAACCAGAUUUUAUCAGCAGGAUGUUGAUAGAGACCAUGCCCAAACCUGGUUGGCUAUAAAGUAAAUUACUAUAAUCAGGGUGAGAGGGAGCAAUGUGAAUGAAUUAGUAAAUGAAUGAAACAGUCUGCUGUUUGAACUUGUGCUGAUUAUCAUUCUGAAGAUUGUUUAAGUCACAUGUAAGACCAUUUCAGUCCUCUCAUAGACCAACAAGGCAAGAGCCUGAGGAAAAGAUCUUUUCUAGUAAUUUGGCAGGAACAAUCUCUGAUAUCACAGGUAAAUAGAAGAUUUAUUUUUUCAAGUAAGUGCAAACACACUUUCAUUGAAAUGAUUUCUUCUCUGCUGCUCUAACACUUGCUGAUCACUGACUAAAUAUAUCAGCAAAAGUCUUAAUUUACCCUUUAAGAGCGUCAAAGAGGAGCUGAUUUCAGGAGAAAGAUGUUUUUGAGGGGGCUGAUACAUCGUUGCAUGUGGAGGACCUCCUGAUGCUGGUACCAAAAGCCUGUUUGUUCAAAGGGUUGUGAAUACAGGGUGUCAGAGUUGGAUGGUAAACUGUGGAGAAGAAACACCAGCAUGGAUUAUACAUGUAUUCAUAUUCACUGUGCUGUCUCAGAAUGACUGUAACUCCACACAAUGGUUGAAUUUCAUGGGACAGCUCACAAAUCUUCUCUGCUGCACCUUUAACCUUAACAAAAAUACAGAAAGACUUGGGUGCCAGUAGCCGAUGUGGUCUGAGUGUGCCCCAUAUACAGAGACUGCAUUCCUUGACCCAGUGGUCGCUGGUUCCACUCCUGAUCGCUGCAUGUCUUGUACAUCCUGUGCAGUAACAGAGACAAUCACAUGUCUUUGCCCAGAUCUUGUCCUGCUGAUGUUUGUUUUUCUUUCACUUACAGACACUGGAGAGUUUGGACACUGGGAAGCCCUUCCUGCAGUCCUUCUUCAUCGACCUGGAUGGCAGCAUCAAAACCCUUCGGUACUACGCAGGCUGGACCGACAAGAUUCACGGGAAGAGUCUGCCUAUAGGUCAGUGUGUGUGUUAUCUUCCUUUAACAGUUGGGAGCUCUACACAAACACACACCUAAAAAAAAGUAUGGCUUGAUGCUGUUGUUCAGAGGUUGAUGGAAACAUGAGUCAGGGACAACCAGCCUCAGAGGGAAAAAAAAUGUGUUCGUUCAAAUGAUUUCUUCAUCAUGGUCCAGUUUCUUAGUGCCUGAUAACAGAUCAGUCUAUGUCACUGUUCCUAACAUUAUUCCAGUCAUUAUAGAUAUGGCAUCAGUCACGUAUGAUGAUCAACAUAAGAUGGACUUAAUAAUAAAAAUAAUACUAAAAUAGAUAGAAAUAAAGCUUGACAGUGACUAACAAAAACUGACACAGCAUCUUUACUAAACUGACUGAGAAAGAAGAAGCACCAAGCACCACGACUAUCACACGUCCUCUCUGGUCUGACUUCAAUUUUGACCUGAUGACUGCAAAAAAACAAACUCUGUCCUUUUAUUAAUCUGUAUUUUAAGGGCACUUUAAAGUGUGUCAUUUUCUGAAAUAGUUUUGAUACCAAGACAGCAUUUUGUUAACCUGCCAAAUAUUAAUAACCUGACUGACACACAAGUUAAGCUGCUCCUCCUAAGGUACUGAUUUGAUUUGAUUUAUUUAGCACCAAGUUAAGAAAAACAGUGCAAGGAGGGAACAAAGCCUGGAGGGGUUGUACCAAGUUCCAUACCCAUCAUCUAAAAAUUACAUAAAAAUCAAGAUAAACAAUAAAAUGUACAGUGCAACAUAGAAAAACUAUAAAACAUAAACAAAAUUUAUUACUGCUUAGGAGGUGGAGCGAUAGUCAAAUAACAAUACAAAUACAUAAUACGUUAUAGACCAACCCUGGUCUGUCAUGAAAGCUGUGUCAACAGCUGUGGACAGACAGAUCUUUUGAGUGGUAUUAACUAAUCAAAAGAUAACUAACAUUUCAAAUAUGUAUUUUACACUCUCACCGUGCCACUUGGUGUAGUCGUUUCCACAGUCACAGCCACGACAAUCGGGAACAACCUUAAGACUCUCAGACCUCAUGUGAGCUCGUCGCCAGGUUGAAAAAGCCCCACCCCCUGACAGAACUCAACAUAUUAAGUUAUUGCUGCUAAAUAUGAUCAUUGCAUUUUUCAGCUGAAAAGUACAAACCGCUAAUUUGAUUUAGUAAUGGCAAUGUCUUUUUACAAAACAUAAAACAAUAAAAAAAAUGCAUUAUUUGGCAAGUAUUUGGAGGUCAGAGGCCAGGCUAGAUAUAUAAACCACUUUACACUGAAGAUAGUUUAAUUGGUUUUAAGAUUAUUUUUGAUUUACAGUCUGGAGGGGAAAAAAAGGUACUUAGAUAUGACAGUUGAUAUCAUGGAAACCGAUUCUUUCAACUAGCCCUAUGCAUUACCUUUGACUGAAUGUCAUUCUUUCUCAGGGCUAAGCGUGGACAACAAAUCAGAACAUCAGAAAAAAAAAAUGUGACUCAGUCUGUCAGGCUCCACCUCUGAUUUUAAAAGGGACACAACCUGCCAUGUACUUGAUCAAGAGCAGAGACCUACAGGUUUCUCUUUUGUUAUCGCCCUGUUUCUCUGCCUAAAUAAAUAGUAGAUGGGAGAGGCCUCUUUGGUGUCUGUAUUUAUUCACAGAGGAAGACUGUGUUUCAUGUUUCAGAAGUUUGCUGCAGUGUUGUGAGUUAAUGUGGUGAGCAGACAGAGCUCUGAUCUCUGCCUGUUAUUCAUGCUCUGCCUCUCUCUGCAUAACCGGCAUGAUCUGUGCUAUUUUAGUGCACUGACCCAAUCUACAAUCAAUGCCUCAGUAAGCUGCAUACUGAGGAAGAGAAAAGCUGCACAAACAAGAAGUUAUUACCAUAAUUUAUUUCUGCAGCCCAGUUAUCAGAUGUAUUGUGAAUUCUUGUGUUAAUGACGUCUAUUUUUUGUGUGUUAAUGACAAACUUGAAUCUUAGAAAAUAAAAGAGGAAUGUGAAUAGUGCAAUGACUAAAGAUUUAAAGGUUUAAACAAAAUAAAAGUGGUGAUUUACCAACAUAAGUGAUAGAAGAAAUAGAUUAAAGAUCGAUAAAAGAAAUAUAAAAAUAUAUAUUAUUGACAGAAAGGAGGAGUAAAUAAGUAGAUUAAAAUGAUCUACCCAACCAAAGCCAAAGGCCACCAUAAAAUUAGUGUAAAAGACUUAAAACCAUGAAUAAAAAAAGCAAACCAAACAAAGAUCCAAACACAGUGGAUCUUUCUUUGAGUAGAGAUCUGAGCGUUAAAGUUUGAGUCAGACUCAGAGUAAACAACCAUUUUUCAAACAUUCAAACAUCUAUAUAAGUGAGAAAGAAAGUUUGUUUCUGAAUCCUCCUCUGGAAAUCUUUCAGGAUUGAGGUCUUUGAUUGGCUGCUUCAAACUGUUUCUGUCACAGCGUUAGUAUCAUAACAGAAACCAAAGUUAGUUUCUUCUUUGAAGUCCAACAGUGAGAGGCACCCAGACUUUGUUCAGUCAGAUUUUUUGUGGCUGUAACUCAAAGGUUUUUGCCAAAGUUUUGUUUAUUUCUUAUUUUGUUUAUUAGGUUUAAGCUUGUCAGAAAAAGGGGGGUGACUUUUGUUGCGAUUGUCCUUAAAUGCACCACUUGGUAAUGGGUUAAUUACCAAAGCGCCUGUGACUCAGCCGGUCUCAGGAUUGUCCUCAGGAUUGUCCUCAGCCCUGGGUGGUAUCUCAUCCAGCUCUGAAUACUUCCUCCUCUUGUCAGAUCCUACUUUGUGUCUCCCCGACCUCUGCAAGACGGCAGAUAGACAAAACAUGGCUGCCUUUUUCUUCCCGAUUAGAUCCCAAUAGAGCGCUGAAAGAGGAAAGGAACGCCGGACAAAGGGAAGAGGAAGAGGCUGAGAUAGUAAUCAGUGAGGUGCAACAGUCUGAGAGGAUUAAGUAGUCAGUGUGGGCUCAGUGCCCACCAAGCAGACAGCCUCUUCACCUGUAAUCCUCACUUAUGCUCAGACACAGGCUGCUGGUCAUCUGGAACAGACUCAUGAGGUGUAGUUUAAAUAUCAGGGUUUCUUAUAAAGUUGCAGAGGCAGACGUUUCCUGUACAAGGACUGACUUAACCUCAUUUUAUACAACUUGUGUAAAUGUCCAUUAGAUUGUGUUUUGUCUCAACUCAUUUCUUGAGUCUUAAAGCCUAACUAAAUGAUCUGCAUUGAAAUUACAACAGAAAAGUUGGAGUGGUUAUAUUUAGACCCCUCACUCAAGGCUGAUACUUGACAAAUAGCUGAUUAUUGAUAUCAGCAUUCUUCCUUACAGACCAGCAGUAAAAUGAAUUGAUUAAAUAGUGUGCUACUUUCGGUGUGUCUGUUUUGUAGCACCACCCUAAACCCAAUCUGAUUGACUGGGUGUCACAUAACUAUAUUGUAAUUGUACUGUAAGUGUAAUUAGUCAACUGUGAACUCGUGUUAAUGAUAAGGAACACUUCAGUUUUACUUUAAAUACAGAUCUCUUCAGUAAUCUGACUCAUGACCUUCUAUUAACUGGUAAAAUUGGCCCUGAAUAAGAGUAUUGGUAGACCCCUGUGUAAAAUGUGAGCUGCUGACUGUUCUUCCUCCGUUUCUGCAGAUGAAAACUUCAUGUGUCUGACCAAACAUGAACCCGUAGGAGUCUGUGGAGCCAUCAUUCCAGUAAGUAUUGGCAGGUUUGGUCAUUAAUAUGUACGUUUAUUUACAAUACUUGGUAUGUUAGAUUAGUUACAAUGCACAUGUCAUACUCUAAAUUUGACUGAGAAAAGACAUUCAUUUUUAUGCUUUUUUUUUGCAGUUAUUUCUGUCAGCUCAAGCAGCAGAGCCCUCCUUGUUGUUGUAGAUUUUCUUGUUACCUUAUCCUGAUCAACUUGUAGUAGACUGUUUCGAUGCUGAUUUUUUUUUUUUAUUUAACCUUUAUUUAACCAGGUAAAGUCCCAUUGAGAUCAUGAUCUCAUUUACAAGGGCAACCUGGCCAAGAGGUCAGCAGCACACGUCAUAAUGAAUGCAAUAAAUAUAAGGGAAUCGACAACAAAUUAACGGUUAAAGUGCAACAAACAUUUUGGGACAAUUACAAUUUUCAAAACCCAGGCAUUGAUCAGUUUUGUGCAUGUAUGCUGCUGUUUUACCUGCACAAAAGACUCUCUAGCCUAACUGACUUUCUUGGAGUUUAAGUAAGGAAAACAACUCCAGAAUAAGUGGGAAAUAUGAGCGGUGGAACCUCCCAGUGAAAGCACACGUAGUGGAGAUAGGAGGGUGUAGGAAGAGGUAUGAGACAACUCAUGAAAAUGGGGUUGAAUUUCUGCUUUACUUCCAGAAGGUAUACACUGCAAGGCAGAAAUCAGGUUUUCUUAAAUCUACUAAGGACUUAGGAGAUGAAAGAGAUGUCCUUUUUUCUCACCUGACUUAGCGUCAGCUCAUUUCUUUAUUCCCAUUUUCCAUUUUAUUUCCCCCUUUCUUUUUGCAGCUCAAUCUAAAUUAUAGGGGGUCAUAAUCACUGACUGUUAUAUAAAUAAACUCAGGGUUAACCUGAGUUUAUUUAGCUGCUGUCUAAACUUCAUGAAUCAGCAAUCACUUCAGCAGCACUGUCAUGAGUUUUCAGUGCUGCUGAAGUGACUGCACUGAAUUUCAAGCAGCGUCUAGGUACGGGGCUGAAAUGAGAGCUGGGUAAUGUACCAGAAACCUUAUCUUAAUCUCUACUCCCUUUAAAGAAAACCUCCUCCCCACACAUCCCUUUGGGGGGUUUUCUUUCGGGAAUACACGACUUUGCUCCAGAGCUGCUUGGAUUACUUUCACACUUUAGAAUACAUGACUUUUUCUCUUUUGAUGAUGUGUUCAUCAGUUUGAGGGUGGGUCAGUGUUUGGUGUGUGACAGUAUUGUGUUGCACAGUCAGAUCCUGAUGGACACAUGAGCAUUAUUUGGAGAUCAUGUCAGAAUACAGACACUCAGGUUUUAUCUUUGAGCAGGAGCCUGUAACCUCUAAUGUUGCUUUGGCAACAAAGGAACAAAAUGCCUGUUGUUUGACACAGGAGAUUAUAUCAUAAAGUGAAAUUUAUACUGAAGGACGUUGUGUAAUUACUGAAAGUACUGCUGGCGCUCAAACAGUAUGAGUCAUUGUCAGAGGAAAACAAAAACCUUUCUCCAGACUUAUGAUCCUGAGAUCCCUGAGUGUUUCCAAAGUGUUGUAAAAGUUAACAACUCCUGAACAAUAAACAGGCAGCACUCAUAUGUAUGACUGUCUAAUUUGGGUUUGAGUGCCUAAUUAUUAGUCCAGAGGUUUCCAACAUGGACAAGAAGUGAAAGACAGACCCCUUCUUUUUCUGACUUUGUUUACUCAUAUUCAGCCCUGAUGAUUUAGAUUCCCCCUAUUUCUGUCCCAACGUCAACAUGAGAGAUACAGUGGGUUUGCUUAAAUAUCAGUUGUGUGUGUGUGUGUGUGUGUGUGUGUGUUGUUCUGAUUAUCAGUCCCAGUUUUUAGCCACUAACAUAGCUCUGAUGUUAUUAAAAAAACAAACAAAGUGAACAUUAAAUGAGUCAUCAAUAAACUGCAAUUUAAAAAAUAAAUUGUGAAAAGUCAGUUAGGAAAUGUUUGUACACCCUGCUAAUCUCUCUGUGCAAAGAGGGAUUAGGAGGGUGGAUGAUGUGGGUCUUUUACAAUAGGAUGGAGAUAAAGCUGGAAGUUAUAUCUAUUUGUUUCUUUGAUUUGCAGCCAAGGCUGGAUCAUAAACUACUUAGAGCGAGCACAUUUCAGCCUUCUCUGCAGAUCUAUCUGUAUAUAUCUGUAAUUUAAUACAGAUGGCAUGCCUGCAUCUCCUCCCACUGUCCUGAGUGACUUUGCAUUGCCAGUCAUGGUGAUCAAUAAAAUUCUCACUUUUUAGUAUCAAAUGACUAAUUUAAACUGAACUAGUUGGAAAAACAAACAAACAAACAAAAAAAAACAUGGACAUAAAUCACCCUGAUCAGAAGUUAGCUGUCUAACAGGAACCAUGUUAGACAAACAUUUAUUUGGUGUGUGUGUGUCCCCUUUGUCAUCUGUUGAAAACAGUCAGCUAACACUAUUUUUUUUUUUUUUUUUUUUUAAUCUUUGGACUCUGCUAGUGGAACUUUCCUCUGCUGAUGUUCAUGUGGAAGAUCGCUCCGGCCCUGAGCUGUGGAAACACGGUGGUCAUAAAGCCUGCCGAGCAGACCCCCCUCACCGCGUUGCACGUUGGAUCACUCAUCAAAGAGGUUUGGACUCAGACUUGUUAAUACAAAGCGAUCCAAGUCAACUCCUAAGACACAAAGUCUGAGUGUGUAGAGAUCUACCUGCUGUGGUUUCAUGUUUUUACUGCAUCUGUUCACAGUACAAUGUGGGGUUCAGAUACUCUCAAAAGCGCUUCCUCCAUCUCUAGACAAGAUCUCAGUUUCACACAUGACAACAGGAAUGUGUCUGUGUGAAAUUGUCUUUAUAACUCUAAAGCAAAAAUCAUCUCACUAAUACUCCCUAAAGCCUGAUUUUACAAUCUUGAAGCUUUAGAGUGUCAUCUGUCACAUGUCAGUCUGACAACGCUCAUUAAAAGCAGAGGGAGGUUCACUUCAUCACAGAAGGUGGACUCUCUCGCGUCACAUUGUUUUCAUUUAGGGGUGAGGGUCACUUUCACACCACUCAACUACUCCACUUAUUGUUUGAGUCUCUGGUCAGGUACCUGUUGUCUCUGCUCUGACCUGCUCUUUUCUCUCUGUGCUGCUCCUCAGGCCGGGUUUCCUCCAGGAGUUGUGAACAUCCUCCCGGGAUUCGGUCCCACAGCAGGAGCAGCGAUCACCAGUCACAUGGAUAUCAACAAAGUGGCCUUCACCGGCUCCACAGAGGUGUGUAUGACAGUUUACUGCUGCUGGGUGAAGUUACCUUGAUAAAGAAGUAAAAAAUAAAAAUAAAAAAAUCAACAAGUCGACUGAUGGAGAAUGAUACUACCUGUUUGAUGAGACAUUCAGUGGAUCUUAGUGAGAAAAAAAAAUCAGCUAAAAACCCCACAGGACCUUUUAAUUGAUCUAAAAAUAUCACAGCUUUAGCCUGGAUGAUGCAUCAUGUUUUAAUACUAGCUAUGCUAUUUUUUUUUUUUUUUUUUUUUUCAUAGAAAAAAAUGUAGCUCAAAGUGCUGUCCAUUCAAGCAGCAUAUACAAUAAAAAUACAAGUACAGAACCCCACCCACAUAAUUUCAGGCUUAGGAGGGGUUAAAAGAUGAGUGUUUCAAUCACAAAAUGAUAAAGUCAUAAUAACAAAGGAAUACCAAGGGACUGUAUUAAUGUUGUGGAUGAAACCCUCAACAACAUAAAAAAAUGCACAGAGGUAGAACAAUCCAUUGAUGAAUUUGAACUCACAACUAGAUUUGAUCGUCAUGGUACUCAAAUUAUUGACAGAAAUUAACGGUAGAAAUGAUUCCUCUAAGAAUCUUCAUUCUGUCCUCAGUAUUUAUAUGAAAUAAUUGGUCGAACCUUUGAAAAUAUUUGAAUACUUGCAAAGAGACUGUUUAAAAAAAAAUCCUGAUAACCAAAAAUACUAGAGUUUUCAGUGUACAUUUUUUUGUAAGAGAGUUCUGUCUCUCACUAAAUACUGAAGAUAUUGGUCGAACUCACACUGCAGUACAGUUUUUAAGCAAAAGAGAGGUGAUGAUUGUAGCUCCAAAUUUUUUUAAUGUAUGCAUAUAUUUUUUUUUAAAUCCAGAAAAAUACUUCAUCAGAUAUCAGUGUUCAUUUUUAUGUUCUUGAAAAAUGAUGAUCAGUAUUAUCCAUGAUUCACCAAGCUGUGCCCCCUGACAUGUGAAUGCUGUUACCUGUGCAGGUGGGUCAGCUGGUCAAAGAAGCAGCAGCUAAGAGUAAUCUGAAGAGAGUGACCCUGGAGCUAGGGGGGAAGAACCCGUGCAUCGUGUUCGCAGACUGUGACUGUGAGUAAAAGGUUCAGUCUCUUUACACUGUGUUACAAAGUUAAUUUCCAAACCCACUUCCAACAACUCAGUAUGUUGCUUGUGAAGGACUGAGUAUUUCAGGAUGCUCCUUUUAAACCUAAUCAUGACCCUCACCUUUUUCCAAUGAACCUAUUUACCCAUGGAGGGAUCCAAGCAGGUGUUUUUCAAGGGCUCAUUUUCCCAGACUUUUGUUGUCCCAACUGUUAAUGAACAUGUUACAGCAUUAAAUUCAAAAUGAGUGAAUAUUCACAAUAAGAAAAAUUAAAAAAGCAAUCAAGUUUAUCAGUUUGAACAUUAAAUAUCUUGUCUUUGUAGUGUAUUGAGAUGAAUAAAAAUGGAAAGGAUUCAUAAAUUAUUGUAUUCUCUUUUUCUUCACAAUGUCCAAACUUCAGUGGAAUCAGGGAUUUACUUAAUUGUAAGAUAACAUCAAGUUACAAGAAAUGUUUUACUUUAGGAGUCUCACCCUCCCUUUGCAGCCACCUCUGUUCCCCUGUCAUGACUCAGCUGACGGCUGUGUCUGGACUGAGUGCUAUAAACCCCCAACAGUGAAAAACUCAAUCCCUGAAAGAAUAAAAGUGUACAUUAUCCUAGUCUGGGAUCAGGCAGUCCAGGACUGAAGGACUUCUAAACUCAGAUCACCUUUAGAGACCUAGCAUCAGGCAGAUUUGUGCCUCAGUGUAAAUGUUUAAGCCAAGAACAGGCUGUUUGCUCGUAGAGAGAAAUCACCAGAUUACAGGGGACUCAAAGUGUUCUACUUACAGAAACUAGAAUGCUUUGUAGACCAGAUUGUCAUACAGCAUGCAUUUUGACCCAUAAACAGGAAACAUCUCAUCUUGACCCGAUGACGUGGACUAAAUAUCUGAUGAGGAGGGUGUUACUGUUGUUCAUUGUGUGUGUGUGUGUGUGUGUGUGUGUGUCCACAGUGCAGUUGGCUGUGGAGGAAACCCAGAAGGGAGCUUUUUAUAACCAGGGUCAGUGCUGCACGGCUGCGUCUCGUGUGUUUGUCGAGGAGAGUAUCUAUGAAGAGUUUGUGCGUCGCUGUGUAGAAAACACAAAAAAGAUCAUCACAGGAGACCCGCUGGACCCCCAGACAACACAUGGACCUCAGGUAAGGAACACCCCCUCUCAUUUUAGAACUUCGAGUUAGUAAUUAUCUGUAAGGUAAAUGCAACCUCGUACAAGCUGUUGUUUUAUAGAUGGAAACAAAUGUGGAAACAACUAUGAAAAUCUAAAAAUAAUAAAUUAUAUGCAUUAGAUAGAGACACAGCAUAGGCCUGAUGUGCAUGAAUAUAUGAAUGGAAACAAACAUGUAAACAACUAUGAAAACAAACCUACGAUAUGUUUGUAUAUUGUGGUCUCUCCUCCACCCCUACUCAAAGCAGCAGGUGGGCGCUGACAUGUUUGACGUGCUUGAUUACACGAAUAAUGAACCUCACGUUUUAGAACAAUUUGUUGGAUCUUAUCAUGAGUGUUUUUGUAAACCUGGGUUAUGGGGAGGGGGUUGGGGGAGGUCUGACUUUGACGGCAAACCCUUCUGCGGUGGGGUAUGACGCGGGUCAGUGGAGCGCGGCUCAGCGGGGUGAAGAUAUACUCAAAUCAGCACAAGAAGGCAAUUAAACACAAAUAUUAUAUUCAGCAAACCAAUGGACGUUGAUUAACGUGAACACUCUUCAAUCUUCCUGUCUCCAGUCAGUCUCCAGUGGGUUGGGCGAAUCCAAAAUGGUGAAAAUAAGGGGUGGUGGUUCCGAGACAGGCUGUUACUAUGGGGGUGCUCUGUAAACACCCCCAUUAGAUCUUUGUACGUUCCUUCUGAUAAAAUUAACCAUAGACUGUAAAUUGGAAAAAAUUCGAGUCAACCAAUCAGAAUUUUUGUAGACUCAGCACGUAUCGACCAAUAAGUUGACCAGUCGACUAGGACUUCACAGCCCUACAGCUGACCUAACCUGAACCUUUUUAUACUGGAGUUGCUGUCAGUUUUUUGAGGGUGGUUUUGAUUGUUGUUGGGAUUUACUACUGUCAGAAAAUAAAGUCCCUCCAAAUGUGAUAUCCAGGAGCAACCUUAGAGUCUUCCUCUUCUUAUUACAAAUUUCUGAGCUUUUAUUCCCUUUAAUGAUGAUAUGUCUUUGCCCUCUGGAUGUAGGAUGUCUUUAAAGGGGAAAUUUUUUAAAUGGGUCUACAUGGACACUAUUUAUUUUUUGUAUAUUUUGAUCUGUUAAUGAGUAAAGUCUCCACCAGUGGCUUACUUCUAGCCUCCAAAGAUUAUGUUACAGCCAUUACAAUCACAUCCAGAGCUGCUGGUCUUGACAAGUGUAAAUCCAUGACCUUUGAGACCUUUAGACCCUUCAUUUUGAUCUAGAUCUAACCCUUUUAGGGUUGUUUUAACUCUUGGCACACAAGCAUUUUAAAUAAUUAAAUUAAUCUUUUUUUCCAUCCUCUGCCUGCCUGUCUGUUUGAUUUUUUAUCCAGAUCGACCGUCAACAGUUCGACAAGAUUAUGGAUUUGAUUGAGAGUGGGAAGAGAGAGGGAGCCCGACUGGAGCGCGGAGGAGCUGCUGUGGAUGAGAAGGGCCUCUUCAUUCAGCCCACCAUCUUCUCUGGGGUUAAGGACCACAUGCGCAUCGCCCAGGAAGAGGUCUGGUUCUCUUUGUUUUCAUGAAUAAGCCUGACAUUGUCGUGUGUGUAGGGAGGUAGAAGUAAAGCCUGACACCUUGUGGAAGAGAGAUAACAGUGCAGGCAGUACGGAGAAUAAGGAAGACAAACACAGGUACUGCUUCAGUGAAAGAGAUCUUCUAAUGCAUUUCAGGAGUGUGGAGAAGCAGACCUGGGAGUAAAUCCAGAUCUGUUGCCUUGGAAUUGGUCUCUUUCUUGCUCUCUGUUUUCUUGACACCAGUUCCCACAGAUUGCUUAUCGGUGUGCAGAGAUUAAGGCUCCGCUGGCUCAGAUUAAAAACUGUGAGCACAGAUUUGUAAACUAAGAUAAAAGAUACUCUGGCUUCUUUUUUCUGAGCUGAGACCAGGAGGGCUUAAGUUACAGCUCUAUCAACCACAUACAGCUGAACCCCUACUGCCUGUCAUUGUUGCUGUUCUGACUUGUAUGCACUUACUCUAACACCAAAUGUUAUUUAUGUUGAUAUCUCUGACCAUCCUUCAGAUCUUUGGUCCUGUUCAGUGUAUAUUCAGCUUUAAGAGCCAGCAGGAGGUCAUAGAGAGAGCAAACAGCUCAAAGUACGGCCUGGUGUCUGCAGUCUUCACAUCCAGUAUGGAGAGAGCUCUGUCUGUGUCUUCAGCCCUGGAGACCGGCACUGUUUGGUGAGUCCCUGAUACAAUACUGACAGCAGACAGCUGAUAUCAGAACAGAUAUACCUGAUGGUUUUUUUCAUUAUUCAUUAAAGAUAUGCUCAGCAUCUUUUUUUUAAUAAUAGAAAAAUGAAAGACUAAAGAUCUUUUCCUGAUGCUCACUCCAGCCAAGUCUGAAAAUGUUUUGACUUUUUUAUCCUUUUCAGAGCGAAAAUAAAAAACGUCAGUUCAUUAACAUGUAGUGAACAGCCCUUGAUGUAGACAUUAAAAAAGUCUUAAAUGUAGUAGAAUUAAAAUGUAUAACAUUUUAUAACUGAUGAAACCAAACAAUGUUUUUUUCUGUCUCUCUCUGAAGGAUCAACUGCUAUAACGCACUUCAUGCUCAGACUCCAUUUGGAGGUUAUAAGAUGUCAGGAAACGGACGUGAGCUGUAAGAAACUCCACUCUUUCUCCUGGUUUCUCCUUUAGGCUUUUUUAUCCCCCUGACCCUCCUGCUGUGUUUGUCUCUGUGCUCUCAGGGGGGAGUACGCCCUGGCCGAGUACUCAGAGGUGAAGGCAGUGACCAUCAAACUGAGUGAAACUCUGUGAGAAGAAGUGGGACGGUCCAGUGAAACAUGAGGACAACACAUGUCUUUAAUGCUCCCACACCGUCAUCUACUCUCAGUCCUGCUCCUUUCUUUUAGAUCAGGGUGAGGACAGUUUUUAGAGCUGAAACCACAUGAAAAGAUGAAGUCUACUCACUCACUCACUUGCUCACUCACUCACUCAUUCACUCAGAGGUGCUCCUGUUGUCAUCACACAGUGUCUCAUCAUUUCUGUCUGCGAAAGAACUGCAAUAUGGGAGAAAAUUGUUUUAACUCUUCUUUUAAACCUUUACUGUUUUUUUGUUUCCCAUAAAGUCUUUUUCAGGCUUUGCUCUGUGGCCAACACUGAAGCAGCAAAUUCAGGAAUGAUGCCAAACCUCAGCCCAGUUCUCUGAUCAUGGAUAGGGUCUGAUGAUAGACACUCCUCCCGGUUUGUUAGGGCCUAGGUUAGAGUCUCUGUAGGUCUGCUGAGGAAUAUAAUUUCAGUGUUAUUGCCUUUAAUCAAACUCCCAUGGAAGCUCGUCUGUGAGAUAAAAAAAAAAAAAAGAUGAAAACUCUGCCUUGAUGAGACACACAAAUACCAAAUGUUGGGAUUGAAAUAGUAAGUCAUCCUUCAAAAGAGAAAUCUGUAGUGAGACUUUAAAAUGUAGAAAUUAUGGGAGGAGAUUGUUAACUUUAAUGAAAUUAAGUCAUUAAAUAAAGGAUAAAAGGCACAAAUAUGAGGUGGAAGGUCAUUAUUCUGACACACAAUAUGUGUAAAACUUCAUGUCAUGAUUGCACUUCAUGAUAGUCAUAAUUGUGACAUUUUGUCAUAAUUAUCACUUAGUAUCUCAGUGCUUUGACUCUUCAGCUCAAAAAUCUAAUUUCUACCCCAAUAUUAACUGACUUUCUCAUAAUGUCGACUUAUUUCUCCUAAUUGUAACUUAUCUCAAAAUUUUUUACUUUUUAACCUUUUAACCAAGACUUUUUAUUUCAAAAUUAAGCCUGU
Molecule: messenger RNA, 17816 nt
Organism: Xyrichtys novacula (pearly razorfish)
Lineage: Eukaryota; Metazoa; Chordata; Actinopteri; Labriformes; Labridae
Source: the annotation of a GenBank genome assembly